AUGGCAGACAAGGAACCGAAGCGGUCUGACGCCCCUUUCGCGACUAGGAUAGACCCGAGCAAGGAGGACCUUUCUAGAGAACAGUUGCACUUUAUCAAACAGGUGGAGCUGGAGCAAUGGAAGAAGAGGACGCAAAAGCUGCGGACGCGAAACGUGCUGACCGGGGUCGCCGUAGGCGCGCUUGUACUGGGCAUCUACGGCUACACAUUUUACUCUGUCGGUAAGGAGCGAAUCAUGGAUGAGAUAGACGAGGAGGCUAAGCGAGCCCGAAUGCCAAAGACGGGCACCAACUGA
This is a messenger RNA of Nerophis lumbriciformis (worm pipefish), 294 nucleotides long. NCBI's taxonomy places the organism in Eukaryota, Metazoa, Chordata, Actinopteri, Syngnathiformes, Syngnathidae. The record is from RefSeq and is a predicted model, not a curated record.